This is a messenger RNA of Drosophila rhopaloa, 1892 nucleotides long. Its product is annotated as M-phase phosphoprotein 8. Gene Ontology annotation, biological process: chromatin organization; negative regulation of transcription by RNA polymerase II. The transcript has 4 exons. Gene Ontology annotation, molecular function: chromatin binding. The coding region runs from base 221 to 1237 and encodes 338 amino acids. Lineage: Eukaryota; Metazoa; Arthropoda; Insecta; Diptera; Drosophilidae. Gene Ontology annotation, cellular component: pericentric heterochromatin. The record is from RefSeq and is a predicted model, not a curated record.
CACACUUUAAUUGUGUACAGUACAGUCGUCACAUCACGCCUCCUGUUAUCGAAGGCCUAUCGGUAGGCCGAUAGGAAAAUAAAAAAAGUUUUUUCGCGUUGUUGUACUGUCGGGAAUUUGUUUUUGCGGCAAAGCUAAAGAGAAGGCAGGGUAAACAAUUGGCGCAUCCAAUACGAGCUGGAAUCGAACGACAACGCAAGCCACGAAACACGGCCGCAACAUGGUAAAGCUGGGCAAGAAGAGGGUGGUCGAAGAGCUGACCCGCAAGAAGCUGGAAUCGGAGGGCAAGCGAAAGAACGGUGCCGCCCCAGAAAGCGAUAACGAGGAGAAGGACCAGCCGGGCUCCAACGGGGACACCAUCUCCUCGGCCUCCCAGUCGACGGCCAGCUCCGCAAAGAAGCCGCUGGCCAAGCGCAAAGCCCGGUCCACGGUGCGCUCCGGUUCCGAUGACAGCGACGACCUGCCCCUCAACGGGAACAAGGCCUCCUCCGCCGGCGUUGGAGCAUCCGCGCCCAAGAAGCGCAAGCUGGAAAAGCCCAAAGCCACCAGCCACACUUCUGCCGCCAAAAAUGGCAAGAAGGCCGCUCCAGAGGAUCUCGUGGACGAUGUCGAGCUGGCCAACAGCGAUGACGAACCGGAAGCCGAGGAGGAAUACGAGGUGGAGGCGAUCAUAGGCCACAAGACAAUGCGCGGCGCAUCGUACUUCCUGGUGCGUUGGAAAGGAUACAAUAAGGAUUCGGACACAUGGGAGCCAGAAAUCGAUCUAAACUGCGACGACUUGAUCGCUCAAUUCCGUGCUAAGAACUCAAAGCCGGACGCAAAAUCAAAAGCCAAGCCCCCCCUAAAGGUCGUGAAGAAAAGCGGAGCUGGCGUAAGAGGACGCCCGCCAGGCGGAGCAAAGAAGACUGCUACCCCAGCUGAUCCUGAAAAGGAGUGGGUUGUUGAGCGGAUCAUUGACUUUGUGGACGACGAGGAGGGCGGUCUGUACAGGAUCAGGUGGAAGGGCUUCGGCGCCAAGGAUGAUACUUGGGAGCCAGAGUCAAAUCUGUCCUGCGAGGGGUUGAUUGAGAAGUUUAAGCGCGACCUGGUCACGCAGAAGAACGUAGAUACCAAGGAGCUGCGCGAAUCACCCAAGAAGACCAAGCGACUCGUCAACGAAUACUACCCUAGGACGAAUCUUCACAAUCGCAUUGAGCGCUCAUCGAAGCGUGCUGCCGCCAAGAACCGGUGCGUUUAAUAUCUCUAUAUACAAAAUAAGUGUAUUUUACGGCGAGGACUGAGGAAAGGUGGCGGCCCCGCCCCCUCGAAAUGGUCGUCGGCGGAGGCGGCAACCUUAGAAUUUUAGUGCAUUUUGAUUCCUUUUUUCGGCGUUGGUGUAAGGACACACGCGGGCGGUGUACGUGAAGUGUUGUGCGAAAUUGACAAGGAAGGAUUGAAGGAGCAAAUGGGGCACGGACCGAAAGUUAUCGCCCCCGAAAUCCUGACAAGAAACCCAAGCAAAUACAACACAUUUAAAAAUACAAUUUACCUAGCACUUAAGUGAGGUCAGGCGCUCGAUUGCAGCACGGUAUAUAUGUAGUAUUAUAUCUGGUUGUGCUGCAUUCAACCAGCGUAGGAUAUAAGCAAUGUAAACCUAGACCUAAACACACAACUUUAACCCUUAAGCUGAAAUUUAAUAAUUUGUAACCUAAGUUUUGUCUCUUGAGUAAAUGAAGUCCUUCGCAAGUAAUUGACACAGCUGCAAAUAGCCUCUUAACUUUUCUUCCCAAUCGUCUCCAUUUGAAAUAUGUAUACAAUAGUGUACACAAAAUAAUUACAUAAUAAUUAGCAAGGAGGCGCAGCAGUCUCCAGUAUGAUGAAUAAAUGUAAACCAUGUCAAAAAUUCACUCCAA